Messenger RNA from Sycon ciliatum, 2124 nucleotides. RefSeq lists its product as uncharacterized. The record is from RefSeq and is a predicted model, not a curated record. The transcript has a single exon. The coding region runs from base 1 to 2124 and encodes 707 amino acids. NCBI's taxonomy places the organism in Eukaryota, Metazoa, Porifera, Calcarea, Leucosolenida, Sycettidae.
AUGGAGAAAGGAGAUGACACAACAACCACAGACACACCAUACUUCAGGAGUGGACCAAUGACAGUCACAGCAUCUCAUGAGAUUGAUGACGGUAUUCGAACGGCACACUCACAAAUUCAUAGAAAUAUCGAUAAGUGGAUACAGAAUGGAUCAAACUGGCACAUCAAUCAUAUCGUCGGAUUCUCCGUUGAUGUAGCAGCAUAUCAGCCAAUGAGAGGUAAAUCCUACAUUGAUUUACCGAACGAGCUCAAGAAAAAGAAGGCAAUCAUCAAUGUCAAGAAUAAGGAUGAUAAAUGUCUGAUGUGGGCACUGCUCUCAGCUCUGUAUCCAGCAAAGAAAAAUAGUGACAGGGUAACUCAGUAUACAGACUAUAGCAACAAACUUGAUCUGUUCGGAAUCGAUUUUCCAACACCACUGAGUCAAAUUUCCAAAGUCGAGAAGCAAAACAGCCUAGCUAUCAAUGUUUUUGGGUAUGAGGAUAACGUGAUCUAUCCACUACUGCUGACAAAGAAAAGAGGUGAGAAAGUGAUCAAUCUUCUACUAUACCAAAAAGAAGAUCAGAAUCACUACUGUUGGAUCAAAGAUUUCAGCAGAUUGUGCUACGAUCAGUCAAAGCAUAAAGUCAGGAAAUUCUUCUGUACAAGAUGUCUCCAACCACACAACACAGAGAAAUCCCUGAGCAAUCAUCAGGAGUAUUGUGAUAAUGUCACUGGAUUAUCAGCACACAUGGUACUACCAGAACCGGACGAAGAUGGGAAUCAACCAACACUGAAGUUCAUUAAUCAUCACAAAAUGCUACAAUGUCCCUAUGUAAUCUAUGCUGACACUGAGGCACUGAUCAAGAAAAUUGAUGGAGUGAAAAGCCAACAAACCAGCCGGGAUUCACAACAUGUUCCUUGUGGUUUUGGUUACGUCGUGGUGCGUUCUGACGGAGUGAUGACAAGUCAGUGUUUCUACCGGGGUGUUGAUGCCAUGGAUGUAUUCUUUGAUAAACUCAAAGAUGAGGAGAAGAAAAUCCAAUCAGCACUCAAUAAUCCAGCACCGAUGGAUCUCACUAAGGAACAAGAAGAAUUGUUCAGAGAGACAGAGGACUGUUGGAUUUGUAAAAAGAAACUUGGUGAUGACAGAGUCCGUGAUCACGACCACAUCACUGGUGAUUUCCGCGGUGCCGCACACAACGACUGUAACAUCAAACUCAGAAUUUAUCCAUACAAGCAGCACAUCCCUGUGGUUUUUCACAACCUGAAAGGCUAUGACAGUCAUCAUCUCAUCGGAGCAAUCGGAAAGACAGAUGUUGAGACCGUCACAUACACGGAUAAGGAUGGUGUGUGUAAGAGUAAAACUGUGGGUGAGAUAUCAGUCAUUCCCAACAACAUGGAGAAAUUCAUCUCAUUCACAUGGAGACAGUUCCGGUUCAUCGACAGCUGCCAGUUUCUCAAUGCGUCACUCGAUAGACUGGUGAAAACGACACCAGAUGAGUCAUUCACUUUCACCAAGACGUUGCCAAACCAUCAGCUGUUGAUGAGGAAAGGAGUAUACCCCUAUGAGUACAUGAACAGCUUCUCCAGGUUCGAUGAGACUCAGCUACCAGCACAGAGUAAGUUCUAUUCUUCUCUGUCUGAUGAGGGGGUGAGUGACGAUGACUACAAACAUGCUGAGACAAUGUGGAUGAAAUUCGACUGUCAGACUCUUGGUGAUUAUCACGACUUGUAUCUCAAGACCGACGUGUUUCUCUUGGCUGACAUCUUUGAGAAUUUCAGAGUAGAAGCUGUCAGAACAUAUCAGCUGGAUCCAGCAAAUUACUACACUCUGCCUGGAUUUGCCUGGGAUGCUCUGUUGAUGUACUCAGGUGUGUCCUUGGAAUUACUAACAGACUAUGAUCAGCACUUGUUUGUAGAAUCAGGAAUGAGAGGCGGUGUGUCGAUGGUCUCACAACGAUAUGCUGCUGCUAAUAAUCACUAUCAGGAGAAAUUUGAUGCUGAUCAGCCAUCGUCAUUUAUCCAGUAUCUCGAUGCCAACAAUCUCUAUGGUUGGGCAAUGUCACAGCAUCUCCCAGUGUCUGAUUUUCAGUGGGAGAAACCAUCAGAGAAACUCCUGAACAAGAUACUGAAUACUCGAGUGUGA